Messenger RNA from Rhododendron vialii, 2035 nucleotides. RefSeq names its product endoglucanase 10-like. NCBI's taxonomy places the organism in Eukaryota, Viridiplantae, Streptophyta, Magnoliopsida, Ericales, Ericaceae. The transcript has 6 exons. The record is from RefSeq and is a predicted model, not a curated record. Bases 267 to 1844 code for a protein of 525 amino acids. Gene Ontology annotation, biological process: carbohydrate metabolic process. Gene Ontology annotation, molecular function: hydrolase activity, hydrolyzing O-glycosyl compounds.
UCCAACAAAACCAAAAACAAAUCCACGAAAUCCAGAGGGCAUUCCCGUCUUUUCAACCCAAAAUACGGCAGGCUUCCCGUUUGUCGGUGGUUUUUUUCACCACCUUCAUUAUCCACCACAUUCAAAGACGAACAACACAUCCAUCCCUCUGCUUCCAAUCAAACAGAGGCCAAUCCCAAUUCGCAUUGUCCCGUAUCCCACACUUUUCUUCCACAUUUACCCCUCUCUGUUUCAAAAUUCCGAUUAAUUCCUGCUGAAUUUGGAAAAUGGGGGAGGGUUCGAGGAAGAAAGGGUUCUGUGGGUGGUUCCUUGUGUUGUUAGUUGCAGCUGUAAUCGCCAUUGCCGUUGUGAUUACAGUGAGAAAGAGGAGCCAGAAUUCUGAGCCCGAGUUGGGCCCUGUUCCUGGGCCUCCUGGCCAAGUUCAGAAGAAAUAUGGCGAUGCUCUGAAAAUUGCAAUGCAGUUCUUUGACGUGCAGAAAUCUGGUAAGUUGGUAGAUAACAAGAUAUCAUGGAGAGGCGAUUCGGCUCUUAAAGAUGGUAGUGAAGCAAAGUUGGAUCUUUCGAAAGGAAUGUAUGAUGCUGGGGAUCAUAUAAAGUUUGGAUUUCCAUUGGCUUUCACAGCCACAGUGUUGUCAUGGGCAAUUCUUGAGUACGGGGAUCAGAUGCAAACUGUUGAUCAGUUGGAACCUGCUCAAGACUCUCUUAAGUGGAUCACUGACUACCUUAUUGAAGCUCAUCCUUCAGAGAAUGUGCUCUAUAUUCAGGUUGGUGACCCUGAAACAGACCACGGAUGUUGGGAAAGACCUGAGGCCAUGACAGAGAAAAGGCCUCUCAUACAAGUAAACACUUCUUCUCCUGGAACCGAAGUUGCUGCUGAAACUGCAGCAGCAAUGGCAUCGGCAUCCCUGGUUUUCAAGUCCUCCGACUCCACCUAUUCAAGCACCCUUCUCAAGCAUGCAAAACAACUGUUUACUUUUGCCGACAAACACAGGGGUUCUUACAGUGAGAGCAUUCCUGAGGUCCAGACGUAUUACAAUUCAACAGGUUAUGAAGAUGAGCUAUUGUGGGCGGCUAGCUGGCUUUAUCAUGCUACCGGGGAUAAAUCGUAUUUUGAGUAUGUGACUGGGGAAAAUGGUAAUGAUUUUGCUAAGUUUGGAAGUCCAACUUGGUUUAGUUGGGAUAACAAACUAGCUGGAACUCAGGUAUUGUUGUCCAGAGUAAGUUUUUUCGGUGAGAAAGACACCUCUAACUCAGAUAGCCUCAACAAGUACAGAAAAACUGCUGAGGCUGUCAUGUGUGGGCUCUUGCCAAAAUCUCCAUCAGCCACAAAAAGCAGAACAGAUAAUGGCCUGAUAUGGGUCAGCGAAUGGAACGCGUUACAGCAUCCGGUGGCUUCCUCAUUCUUAGCUGUACUUUACAGUGAUUAUAUGCUCACGUCUCGUACUGCAAAACUAUCUUGCGGUGGAGAAUCCUAUGGGCCAUCAGAUAUUCGAAAAUUUGCCAUUUCGCAGGUUGAUUAUAUCUUGGGCGAUAAUCCGAUGAAGAUGAGUUAUCUUGUGGGAUACGGGGAUAAAUACCCAGAAUACGUACACCAUAGGGGAGCCUCAAUUCCAGAAGAUGCAACCACAGGUUGUAAAACCGGUUGGAAGUGGCUCAACUCAACUGACCAGAACCCAAACGUUGCGGUUGGAGCAGUUGUGGGUGGCCCUUUCCUAAACGAGACAUAUGUUGAUUCACGGAACAAUUCAAUGCAGGGGGAACCAACCACGUAUAACAGUGCGGUUAUGGUUGGCCUUCUUUCUGGUUUGAUCACCACCUCCUCAGUGGUUCAAUCUUUCACCUAAGGUGGCCUUAAAAAACAACACGGUUGAUUGUAUCGUAUAUGCAGUUGUACGCACUAUCUCUUCUUGUUGUGAGGUUGCAUUAGAAUGGUUUGAUUGACACAGUGAAAUUGGUAAUUUGUAUCUCCAUUUAUUGUAGAGUGUGUUCGUUAAUGAAAUCUAUGUGUCAUUUCUUUUGUGUAGCAGCGAAUCCA